AACGCGGGCGGCCACGUUUAGUUAUCGUGUUCGAAUAAUAAAAGUGAUGGAAUAACAAUGAACGCUAAAUUAUUCCUAUUACUCUGGAUUUGGCUCCUUGGUUGGGAUUUCGCCACGGCUCGAUGCGUUUCUCGAGGAGAAUGUGUUACAAUUAACGGACACCCAAAGCCGUGUGCGGUUGAUUCAGAACCAACACCAAUUCUUAAUAACAUUACUGGCGCUGAACGAGAUCAUCUUCUCAAUAUUUUAGAACAACGAUGUCCCCAUUUAGUUUAUAAUGAAGAAGGGGAUAGAAUUCCAGAUAACGAUAUUUUAACCUGCUGCGAUCCGAUACAGGUUGAAGUUUUCGCUGAAAGUCUCCUACUAGCAGACAGUGUGCUUGGAAGAUGUCCAGUUUGUUUAAGAAGUUUCAUGAGACAAAUAUGUGAAAUGAAUUGUUCACCCGAUCAGGCGCGAUUUGUUGAUACGGUUAUUGAAACCGCCCCCGACGGACAACGUUAUGUGAAUGAAAUAAAUUACAGACUUCAUAAUGACUUUAUGGAUAAUGCUUUUAAAGCUUGCUCAGAAGUAAUGUUGCCACAAUCUGGAAUGCCAUCGGUGAAUUUAAUGUGUGGCAACGCUCCAGUCUGUGAUGCUGACGCGUGGUUUGGAUAUACAGGUGACACCGAAAAUAAUCCAUUCGUAUCUCUAAAGGUCAACUUCUUGAGAGUAAACUCUACCGAAGAUUCAAUGCAUGUUAACGCUCCAUUAUGCCAUGAAACAAUUGAAGGAGAUAUACCAUGCAGUUGCAUUGAUUGCUCCGCAAACUGCCCUUCUGGUGAGAUAAUUAUACCACCUAUCUGUACUGUUCUUUCUGUAAAUUGUAUCGGCUUUUCAGUCGCAAUUACCUUUGGAGUAAUAAGUAUUACUGUAUUUAUUGUACUUACAUUAUUAGAGUAUAAAAGACAAAAUAAAUUAAAGCGAAAUAGUAACGCAACGCAAAAUGAAGUUAAUACUAUAACCAGGGGCUUUCAAAGCCUCUUUGAAAGCAUCGGUACAUUUAGUGCUGAUAAUCCUAUAAUGAUGAUAAUGAUGAUGUCUUGGGUAGUAUUUAUAAUGUUUUUUGGUCUGACUCGCCUGCAGUUAACUGCAAAUCCUUUAGAACUAUGGUCGGACCCUCAAUCGAUUUCUCGUCAGCAUUUUAACUAUUUCAAUUCGAGAUUUGGUCCAUUCUAUCGGGCUUCUCAAAUAUAUUUAACAAUUGAGCUUGAGCCAUUUCAAGUAGACAAUACUACGUAUGGUCCGGCUUUUAGAGUGGAAGCGAUACAAGAGUUGAUCAAAUUGGAAGAUGCUAUAAUGAACAUUGGUCGAGAAGAUGAUUCUGUAAAACUGGAAAACGUUUGUCACGCACCUCUUCGUGCUCGCGGCGCAGAACAAAAACUAAGUGAUUGUGUAUCAAUGUCUGUAUCGGCUUACAUACCAAACAGAAUUAUAAAUAACAAUACGUACCUUACAAAUAUCCAAAAUUGCUUAAACAACUAUUUAUCACUUAGUUGCUUGCAACCUUGGGGUGGAGGUGCUGAUCCAGAACUAUCACUGGGUGGAUAUGAAGAAGAUAAUUUUAUUAGCGCACACACACUCAUUAUUAAUUUCCCUAUAACUAAUCAUUUGUCAAAAGUAGAUCUGGAGCCUACAUUGGAAUGGGAAAAGAAAUUCAUUGAAUUGAUGCACGAUUAUGAACAGAAUUGGAAGGCAGGUUUUGUGGACGUAGCUUUCGCAGCCGAAAGGUCUAUUGAAGAUGAAAUAGAGAGAAUAUCGGAAGCGGAAAUAAUUCCAGUUGCGAUUAGUUAUUUGCUUAUGUUUAUUUAUGUGAUAUUUGCUCUUGGCAAUGUAAGAAGAAUUAAAACGUUUUUCCUUGACAGUAAAAUAAGUGUUGCCAUUUCUAGUAUUAUCGUUGUUUUGUUAGCGAUAGCUUGUGCCAUGGGCUUAUUAGGUUUCAUGAAUGUUACUAUCACACUAUUAGCUAUCAAUGUGAUUCCAUUUUUCAUUCUAUCUGUAGGUAUCGAUAACGUUUUUCUAAUGGUUAAUUCCAUACAAUAUGUACAAACAAACCUUACAAAAUAUAGUGAAUACAAGGAAGGUAUGAGUUUUGAUGAAAAACGCCGCUUCAUUUUUGGUACGAUGAUGAAAAAUGAAGGACCAUCGAUGUUUAUUUCAUCUUUAACACAAAUAACGUGUUUUGCUAUAGGGAGUUUAGCAAAUUUUCCAGCAGUUCGUUCAUUUGCAAUUUUUGCAGCAGUUUCUUUAUCAUUUCUGUUUAUAUUUCAAAUCACAGCUGUCGUGGGAAUCUUAUCACUUGAUUACAAACGGUCUAUUAAGAAUCGUUUUGAUAUAUUUUGUUGUGUUCAAAAGAAAAUUAUUAACGACGAUGAACCAUUACAUUCUGAAAUCCCCUACGAGAGCGUUACCCAAAAGUUGAUGGAGCCUUACGCAAAUUUUUUAUUAAAUUGGCGUGUAAAGGUAUUUGUUGUUAUAAUUUUUCUUCUCUUCCUAUGCGUAUGUGUCGUACUAAUUCCACAAAUUGAAGUGGGGCUUGAUCAGAAUCUUGCAUUGCCUGAUGAUUCCUACGUUUAUAAAUACCUAAACGCUGUAAAUAAUUUAUUACCGUUGGGUCCACCGGUGUUUUUUGUUUUGAAGGGUGGUUUAAACUUCUCUAACCCUGAUCAUCAGAACGUUGUUUGUGGAGGUCAGUUAUGUAAUGACAAUUCUUUAACUAUGCAGAUAUUUUUAGCCGUACAACAAGAAGAGAUUACAUACAUGAGAAGAAUAUCAAACUCAUGGCUUGACGACUUCUUUGAUUGGGCUAGUUCACCCAACUUGUGUUGCAAAUACAAUACUACUGACGGUGGUUUCUGUCCAAGUAUUUCGUCUGAACCUGAAUGUGACUAUUGUUCUAUUCCAAGGAGUGAUUAUGCAAAUGGGUUGAGACCCGCCGAAGACGCUUUUGACCGUUACAUUCCUUUCUUCUUGCAAGAUGCUCCAACAAAUACUUGCAAUAAAGGUGGCUUAGCUAGUUACUACUCUAAUAUCAAUUAUGUUUUGGAUUCUGAGGGUCGUGCCACCGUCCAUGACUCUAACUUCAUGGCGUAUCAUUCUUCACUGAAAACCUCUCACGAUUACAUUACCGCAGUUAAAUAUGCGUAUGAAAUAAGUGACAAUAUAACAGCUGCUAUUAAAAUUCGUACUAGCUUAGACGUUGAAGUAUUUGCUUAUUCUGUAUUCUAUGUAUACUACUCCCAAUAUUUGACCAUAUGGUAUGAUACUUUUAUUUUGUUGUUAUAUUGUCUCAUAGGAGCUUUCGUAAUAAAUCUCAUAGCAACUGGGUUUAACAUUUUGACUACUCUAGCGAUGAUGAUUACAGUUGUAAUGGUAGUUGUUGAUAUGAUGGGAAUAAUGUAUAUGUGGGACAUUCAACUAAAUGCCGUGUCUUGUACUAAUUUGAUUGUAGCAAUAGGUAUUACUGUGGAAUAUUGCACUCAUCUAGCAUAUGCUUACAACACUAGUCAGAAACCGCCAUCAGAGAGAGUAGAAGAUGCAAUUAUAAAAGUCGGUGCUACAAUUAUUACCGGAAUAACAUUUACGAAUAUUCCUAUAAUUGUCUUAGCAUUUUCGUACACUGAAAUCAUAGAGAUAUUUUUCUUUAGAAUGCUGUUUAGUAUAGUAAUUCUUGGUUUUCUUCACGGUUUCAUAUUUUUCCCUGUACUGUUAAGUUACAUAAACAAUUUAAAGUAUAAAAUAUAAAACAAAUUACUGAAUA
Pieris brassicae (large cabbage white) is the source of this 3796-nucleotide messenger RNA. RefSeq names its product NPC intracellular cholesterol transporter 1 homolog 1b-like. Gene Ontology annotation, cellular component: membrane. Lineage: Eukaryota; Metazoa; Arthropoda; Insecta; Lepidoptera; Pieridae. The transcript has a single exon. The coding region runs from base 58 to 3780 and encodes 1240 amino acids. The record is from RefSeq and is a predicted model, not a curated record.